Messenger RNA from Symbiodinium sp. CCMP2456, 2097 nucleotides. The record is from the annotation of a GenBank genome assembly. Lineage: Eukaryota; Dinophyceae; Suessiales; Symbiodiniaceae.
AUGUCGUCCGAUGCGAGACCCAGUAAGUUUCAAAGGCUGCACGAACUUCGGCGAAGUGUCCCCUAUGUGUCCAAGGUUGCCCUGGAAGGUAUAUUGAAAGACAUCGAGAGCAAAGGGCAUCCAGAGAGACAUACCACGAAGGCGAUGUUGCAAGCUACCCGGGCGGACAUCGCGAGGUGGAAUGCUUAUGGUGAUUUGCUGACAACGAGCAGGGUGGUGGAUUGUGAGGGUUCGCAUCAUGAGAUGAUGCACAUCAACCUCCACAGCAUGUUGCAUGCUGCUUAUCGUGAAGGUGGAAGCUUUGCUGAUCUUUUGGCGGAUAAGCAUGAGCAGAACCCGUCCUCCGUGUUGAAACCUUGGGCCCUCACUGUAUAUUGUGAUGAGUGUUGGCCGGGCAACGCCCUGUCUGCAAAGUCGAACAAGAAGAGCUGGUGCAUAUAUGUGACCUGGAAGGAACUCGGGGAAGCAGCAUUGGCACGAGAAGAUGCCUGGUUUCCAUUGCUUUUUCAAAAAAGCAAUUUCAUUGGCUCUUUGGCUGGAAGCAUGGGGCAGGAACAUGUUUUCUGCAACAAUAUCGCCGACCCCGUUGGCUUGGGCAUUUUGCUACAGCCUGCAGAUGGCAAACAAGCGAUUCGCCUUUAUUACUCUAUGCAGAUCCUAGUACAAGACGGUCAGGCCCAAAAGUUCUGCCUGGGCUUGAAAGGAGACGGGGGGUGUCGCUUUUGUAUCAAGUGCGCCAAUGCUAUAUCUUUGAAAGCAACUGCCGAAGAUUCUGGUGAUGAUGCUGAUGACUCUGACCAUGGAGUUUGUUCCCUGACAAAAAAGUCACAGCUUCGCUUGGUCAAUGAUGAAGAAGUUUUUCAGUCAUGGGAUCGGUUGGCUGCCCGUUUCACAACAGACUCAACUCAAGCUUUUGCUUUACGAGAGAAAGCUGCUGGGUUUACCUUUUCGACUUCAGGCCUUUUAUCUUCCCAAUCUCUUCGCCACCACAUACGACCCAUAAGUUGCUACAUGCACGACUGGAUGCAUGGUGUGUGUGCUAAUGGCACAGCAGCCAUCGUGGGCUUCCUGUUCUUGGAGGCUAUGCAGACGGAUGGCUUCCAGUCAUGGUCGUCUUUUUGCGAGUAUCUAGCUGUCUGGAACUUACCUGCACUCGGCAAGAAAGCUUGUCCCGAUUUGGCCAGCUUAUUCGACACAAAACGUGUGAAAGCACAUCGAAAGAGUAAAAAGCUCAAGAUGCAGGCUUCGGAGCUGCUCACGGUUUUCCCGAUUUUGGCUCACUAUGCCCUCACAGUGUGCUCUUCUGGAAGAGACACCAAGCCCACUCAAGCUUUGCUGGCCAUGGCCUUGUUUCUGGAGUUGCUGAUCUCUGUGGUGUAUGGUUGUGUGGGACCGGCAGAUUUAGACACGGCUGCCGAAGCCUGCUUGAGGCUGUGCCUCGAGAAUGGCUGGCAAAGCUUCCUCGUGAAGAAAUUCCACUGGCUUCUUCACUACGGCGAUGCCUUGAAGAUUCACAAAACCAUAAUCAGCUGCUUCACUUGUGAACGGAAACACAAACAGCUCCUGAAGAUAGGCACCCCCAUCCAGAAUCUCAAGUGCUAUGAGAAGUCUGUCCUGGAAGAAGUGGUGAGCGAACAAAUGUACAAGAUCAAGCAAAGUGGGUGCUUCGAUUUUACCUGUCAUUUGGCCACUCGCUCCAAAUUGAAAGCCUCACAGCAUGACCUUUUGGCAAAGCACAUUCCUGCUAUGUUCUUGGAUGCAGAAACUUAUACUUGCCACACCCUCAGAAUAGCUGGUGGUGGUAGUGUUGCCACGGGAGAUGUCAUUUUGUUGAACGUCCAAGACGGUGUUAUUUGUGGUCGUCUCCGAGGAAAUUUCGAGUGCAGGCAUGUUUUCUGUUUGGUGCAGUUCUUCCAGCUGCAGUCGGUGGCCAAAGACAGCUCAUGGGCGAUGUGGAAUGAUGAAGACGACAGCUUGAUACAUGCCGUGCAAGCUAACAGCAUUCGAUGUGCUUUGACAUGGUCCAAAGGCAGAAGUGGGUGCAGAACAUUGCUGCCGUAUCACACUCGAAGCUUGUUUCUCUCGAGUCGCACAUGA